UUGAGUGUGGUAUUAAGAAAACAACACAAGUUAUAAUCUCUUCCCCGCAACUGUAACAUUAUUAUUCAAGCACACUGCACCAUUCCCUCGGGUUCAAGUUUCCUUAUCAACAUUAUUUGAAGACACCCUUUUCCAUCUCUCUAUACACACACAAAACACCAAUUUUGAGAUAAGAAGAACAUAGAAAGAUCUCUUGCUAAUCAAAUAUUACAUGCCAAUGAUGCCAUCCAAAUUCAUCUGUGUCUGAUUCAUGAGCAUGGUCCCUCAGAGAAGUUGAAUACCAAGAACAAAAAAUUGCUGAAGAAACUCACCCUGUUCACUUAGUCUAUUUCUUCUUCUGUCACAACCUUCACCUUUACAACAAAGAUAGCUACAAAUUUUGUGUAUAUAAUAAAUAUAACCAAAGCAUUUUAGACUCUAACCACCAAAGAUUCAUUAUCCAACUAGAGAAAACUUUUCAACAUCAACAACCCUCAUGAGGCUUAUUGUUUUUUCUCUAACUCUUCUCCUCGUAACAAUCGAGAAAGCAGAAUCCAUAAGCAGAGCAGAUUUUCCAAAAGGGUUUAUAUUUGGAACUGCUUCUUCAGCUCACCAGUUUAACAGAGAAAUUAAACGUUUUCUGUCACAGUUUGAGGGAGCAGCUGAUGAAGGAAACAAAGGAGAUAGCAUAUGGGAUACUUUCUCAAGGAUACCAGGGAGAAUUGUGGAUUUCAGUAAUGCAGACAUGGCAGUGGAUCAAUACCACCGAUUUCAGAAUGAUGUAAACCUGAUGAAGGAUUUGGGAAUGGAUUCUUACAGAUUUUCCAUAUCAUGGACGAGAAUUUUCCCAAAAGGAACAGGGGAACCCAAUAAAGAGGGAAUAAAAUAUUACAACAGCCUCAUUGAUGCUUUGCUUGAAAAAGGAAUUCAGCCUUUUGUUACACUGUAUCACUGGGAUCUUCCACAAAUGCUUGAAGAUGAAUAUGAAGGAUGGUUAAGCACACAAAUCAUAAAAGAUUUUGAGCAUUAUGCAUAUACAUGCUUCAAAGCUUUUGGAGACAGAGUUAAGCACUGGAUUACCUUCAAUGAGCCACAUAAUUUUGCACUCCAUGGUUAUGAUUUAGGAAUUCAAGCACCAGGAAGAUGUUCCUUGUUAGGUCGUCUUCUAUGCAAGAAGGGAAAAUCAUCCACUGAGCCAUACAUUGUUGCUCAUAAUAUUCUCUUAUCGCAUGCUGCUGCCUACAGAAGCUACCAACUACAUUUCAAGGAAGAACAAGGAGGACAAAUAGGAAUAGCACUAGAUGUUAUAUGGUAUGAACCAAUAACAGAACUUGAUGAAGACAGAGAUGCAGCAUCAAGAGCUAUGGACUUCUCACUUGGAUGGUUCCUUGAUCCACUUUUCUUUGGAAAAUACCCUCUCUGGAUGAAGAAACUUGUAGGUGAGAGAUUACCAGAGAUUUCUUCUGCAACCUCAAAGUUUCUUGUGGGAUCUUUGGAUUUUAUUGGCAUAAACCAUUACACCUCAUUAUAUACUCGUAACGAUAGGACUAGAAUUCAUAAACUGGUUAUGCAAGAUGCUCUUUCUGAUGCUGCAGUUAUUACAACAGCAUACCGAAGAGGAGCUGCAAUUGGAGAAAAGGCAGCUUCAAGUUGGUUGCACAUUGUCCCAUGGGGCAUCAGAAAGUUGGUAAAGCAUGUGAAAGACAAAUAUGGGGACACACCAGUAAUUAUAACAGAGAAUGGAAUGGAUGACCCAAGCAAACCCUUUAUGACCUUACAAAAGGCCUUAAAAGAUGAGAAGAGGAUAAGAUACCAUAGAGACUAUCUUUCAAACUUAUCUGCUGCUAUAUGGAAAGAUGAUUGCAAUGUACGAGGUUACUUUGUAUGGUCAUUGCUUGACAAUUGGGAGUGGAACAUGGGAUACACUGUACGGUUUGGACUUUACUAUGUAGAUUUCAAGAACAAUCUUACUAGGAUACCAAAAGAUUCUGUGCAAUGGUUCAAAAACAUGCUCAGAAUAGAUACAGAAAGGGGUAGUGAUAUUUGAAUUGUCGUCAUUAUACAUGAGAAAGCAUUUAGUAGUUGAAAAAUUCAUCGGAAAUUAAUGAAUGAAAAU
Molecule: messenger RNA, 2095 nt
Organism: Vigna radiata var. radiata (mung bean)
Lineage: Eukaryota; Viridiplantae; Streptophyta; Magnoliopsida; Fabales; Fabaceae
Product: putative beta-glucosidase 41
Exons: 13
Coding region: 476-2026 (516 amino acids)
Biological process (GO): carbohydrate metabolic process
Molecular function (GO): beta-glucosidase activity
Source: RefSeq, a predicted model, not a curated record